GGUUUAUAUUAAGUGUAUUUGAAUUUACAGCCUAGCAAUAGUUCCUAGUUUCACCCAAAAAAAAUCUUUGAAUUUAUCUUUCCUUAUUUUCCAAAAUUACUUUACAAUUUUGAAAUCUUUUUCACCCGUAUCUUCAUCCGAAGAUGGAAAUUUCAUAUUAAAUUUUGGAAGUAUAUAUUUACAUUUUUUUUCUUCAUUUCCUGGAUAACAACAAACCAACGUUAAUAUAUAAUUUAGAUUCUCUAGUUUUAACAAUCAGGUCCUAUAAAUAAAGCACCAAUCCACCACCUUUUGUAUUCAUUCAUCAUCUCAUCUCCCUGUCGGCCUUUUAGAAUAUUCUGCCAACUAUGUCGAAGAAGAUCAUCCUCGAGAGCUCCGAAGGCAAAUCUUUCGAGGUCGAUGAAGCCGUUGCGCUCGAGUGUCAGACGAUCAAGAACAUGAUCGAGGACGACUGCACCGAUGGCGGAAUCCCUCUUGCAAACGUCAACAGUGCAACCCUCGCCAAGGUUAUCGAGUACUGCAAGAAACACGUCGAAGCAGCCGCCGAAGCCCACGCCGGAGACAAAGACACCUACGGUGCUAACGAAGACAUCGAGCUCAAGACUUGGGACGCCGAUUUCGUCAAAGUCGACCAGCCUCUCCUCUUUGAUCUCAUGCUUGCUGCAAACUUUCUGAUCAUCCCUGGACUUCUUGACCUAACGUGCAAGACUGUGGCCGAUAUGAUGAGAGGCAAGACUGUGCUUCAGAUUCGCGAAAUCUUCCACAUCAAGAAAGACUACACAGAUGCGGAAGAAUCUGAGGUUCGCAAGGAGAAUGCAUGGGCCUUUGAGUGACUUGAAGUUGUGCUAUGCUGUUUCUUUUCUCUUUUGGUUUGAAUAAUUGAGUGUGUAACAAACCUUAUUUCUCUUUUAUUAUAUAUAUGGUUUAUGAAAAA
Brassica napus (rape) is the source of this 934-nucleotide messenger RNA. Its product is annotated as SKP1-like protein 3. The transcript has 2 exons. Gene Ontology annotation, biological process: SCF-dependent proteasomal ubiquitin-dependent protein catabolic process. Gene Ontology annotation, cellular component: nucleus; cytoplasm. The coding region runs from base 348 to 833 and encodes 161 amino acids. The record is from RefSeq and is a predicted model, not a curated record. NCBI's taxonomy places the organism in Eukaryota, Viridiplantae, Streptophyta, Magnoliopsida, Brassicales, Brassicaceae. Gene Ontology annotation, molecular function: cullin family protein binding.